AUGCUCCUCCGCAGACGCCAGCGCGCAGCUAUCCUCGCGGCUAUCGCCAAUGGCACCUACGUCCCGCCUUCCCCGCCUUCACGCGCCAAUCAGUCAGUCUUUGGCGAGAAACCCAGGAUGUACGAGGUCUUUCUGGACGAGGAGAAGGCUUGCUCGCAGAAGUGGGCGUCCCUGGCAAUUCAUCAUAGCCGAUCUCUGCGACCUUGGUAG
Molecule: messenger RNA, 210 nt
Organism: Heterobasidion irregulare TC 32-1
Lineage: Eukaryota; Fungi; Basidiomycota; Agaricomycetes; Russulales; Bondarzewiaceae
Exons: 2
Coding region: 1-210 (69 amino acids)
Source: RefSeq, a predicted model, not a curated record